Molecule: messenger RNA, 2179 nt
Organism: Peromyscus maniculatus bairdii (prairie deer mouse)
Lineage: Eukaryota; Metazoa; Chordata; Mammalia; Rodentia; Cricetidae
Product: disks large homolog 5-like
Source: RefSeq, a predicted model, not a curated record
UUGUUCGAAGUUUCUCCAGUCCUGCCCAACCCCGAUGUCAGGAAGAAUGUGUCCCACCUGCCUCCUGCAGCAAAAUGGUCCCAAAUAAACACACAGAAGCUCACAUUACUUACAAACUGUAUGGCCAAUGGCUUAAGUUUCAGGCUAGCUAGCUCUAUCAUCUUAAAUUAACCCAAUUCUAUUCAUCUGUGUUUUCCCACAUGGCUGCUACAUUGCCAGGCUGCUGGCAUUUUGCUCCUUGGGUGGCAGCUGGCAUCUCCUCCACCUCUUCCUUUCUUCUCUGUCUCUCCUGGAUUUUCCUGCCUGGCUCCUUCCUGCUGUGCCAUAGGCCAAAGCAGCUUAUUUUUUAAGCAAUGGGAGCAAUACAUAUUCACGGCAUACAGAAAGACAUCCUACAGCAUCUUCUUCCCUUCUCCACCUUUGAACCAAAUUGAGGGCUGUGGUUCUAGUCAGUUUACCUCUUAGCAAGCAGCCUGCCUUACAGCUGUUGAACUUGUGCCUCCUAGACUGAAUUCUCCUAAGUAUGAAGAGUCUGAGAGGCCCUUCCAACUUUUUCCGGUCAGCUUCUGGAAUUUCUAGACAGAAAACACAGUUUGCACCAUGAAUGGUUUCUGUGGUGCAGGCAUGAGAUUACACAGCUGGUUUCUAUGGGACACAUGGAUGGAAUGUAUUCCCGAUGGGUCUUCUGUCUCCCUCAGGGCAUGGUUUCCCUCUACCUCCUCAUGGUUUUCCAAUACUGUGAACAGUUAAGUACCAGGGUGUGUGUUUGCGGGAGGCAGCAGAUCGAGUCUUCAGAGGUACCUGGAUCCCUUUUGCUGUCAGGGUCUUCAGAAGUAGUGUAAAUCUUUCUGGAAUUUGGCUAUUCUCUGCCUUUGGCCUGCACAUGAGUGAUGCUGGCAUAGCUAACAGCCCAGGGCUGUUGUGGAAGGGAACAUAGGACCUUGUAGGAAUCAUGGUAUUAGGAGGCAGGAGUGGCAGUUGGAGGCAGAGCUCAUCAUUUUUGGUGAUAUUUCAGCACCUCUACAGUCAGCACCUGAGUGAACAGACUCAGCUGAAGGAAAAAGUGAGAAUGUUGCUAGAGGACAAGAAAAAGCUGCAGGGGGAGCAGAUUUUACUACAAGAGUCCUGUGAGGAGGCAAAGAGGCUCUGUGAAGAGGCCCAUGAGAAGAUCUAUGACCUCUGGACAUGGCAGCUGCAGGAACAUCAAAGACUUGAGGAAAAUCUUCAGUCCCUGCUGAAGCAGAAGGAGCUGCUCACCCGGCAAAGGGACUUGGCAGUAAAGCUGCAGCAUCACUUCACUGUGUCCCAGAUGAGGUUUGAAAACCUCCAGCAGGAACUGGAGCAGACCACAGCCCAGGGAGAGAGCCUCCUGCAGAUGGAGCUGCUGGGGCAGAAACACUAUGUUCCAGAAAACUGAGAAGGCUGGAAGAAGCCAGAGACACCUUGAAGGCAUGACAUUCUACAUUCCAGGUUCACGGCCUCCUCAGAAAAUACCACCUCUUUUAAGCUGUGAACUCACUAGUGAGGCAAAUAUCAACCUACCAUCAGGCAAUCCAGCCACAAUCUGAUCUACAUGCAUUGACUCACUAUUCCCAGACAAAAGAUUGUAUCAGAAAUAGCCUGAGAUUCAGAGGACAUAUCACAAAUUACUAAGACCCCUGACAUCCAUCAGCAUGUGGCCCCAGUGAGGGGCAAAACAACAUGGAGAGGACAGGUGGGUGAGCAAGAGUUCUUCUGUCAACUUACUAUCAAGGGCUUUGACAAGCUGAUUCCAUAUGUGAUGGAAAUCUGAAAAGGAAGACUGUGUUAACAUCACACUGCCAUCCAGACAGACCACACCAAAGCAUAAGAUUCUCUCUAGUGCAGUGCUGAAGUUGACGCCAUGUCAUGUGCAAGUGUUGCUGAAGAUCAUUCACUGCAGAGAAUAAGACAGUUCCUCACCUCAUUUGCUCUUCCAUAAUGAAAUUCCAAAGGAUCCUGAAAUUUGCUUAAUUUUCUUGUUAUAUGUUGGGAUAUUUAUGCUUUGGAUUUUGGUUUUCUUCAUUUUGGUUUAAGGUUUUGUUAAUUGUUGUUAUUUCUUUUAUUCUUGUCACUAUUUUAAAAGUUUGCUAAGGCUAUACAUUGUAUAUAAGGAAUGCUGUUUGGAAUGCCUCCAUUGAGUAAAAUGAAUAUAUUUUUA